Symbiodinium necroappetens is the source of this 453-nucleotide messenger RNA. The record is from the annotation of a GenBank genome assembly. Lineage: Eukaryota; Dinophyceae; Suessiales; Symbiodiniaceae.
AUGACAGCGCCGGCGCCAAGCCCGAGGACACUCCCCCUGUCGGCUGCAGAGCUUGAGGAUGGUCAGAACAUUCUCCCUCCAGAUGCCGUCCGGUGGGCAGAGUCUGACUCCAGUCCAUCUCCCGCCUAUUCAGAAGCACGCUACAGGGUGAGUGCACAGGCACCUAGCAUUGUACAGCGCGGCAGAUGGGCAUGCCCCAACCGCGCUGAACUUCACACAGCAGAUCUUCCUUUUGGCGAAGAUCCACAAUGGCACCCAGCUUUGCCUCUGCGUGUUCUACAGCGAGCUGCCACUGCCGUCAACCGCAAAGGUAGCUUGGAACAUGUGGCCGACCCCGUUCUUGAAGAAGCUCUUCAGGUUGAUAUGCAGAUGUGUCCGAGCGCACCAUUUCCGCCAAUCAGACAUCCAGCGCCUCGAGGGCGUCCUCUCAGAAAGGCCUUCAGCACCAUGUCC